AGGGGGGCUCCUCGUCCCGCCCCUCCCUCCUGUCCUCCCUCCCGUCCUCCCCGCUCCGGGCCCCACCCGGCUCAGACGGCUCCGGACGGGACCUCGAGCACAGGCCGCUCCGCGGGCGCCUCGGAUCCCUGCGGGACCCCACCCCCGCCCAGCCUGCCCAGCCCGCUGCAGCCGCCAGCGCGCCCCGUCGGCAGCUCUCCAUCUGCACGUCUCUCCGUGAACCCAGUGGGCAGUGUGCCGCCACCAUGUUCAGCUGGCUGAAGCGGGGCGGGGCACGGGGCCAGCAGCCCGAGGCCAUCCGCACAGUGACCUCGGCCCUCAAGGAGUUGUACCGCACGAAGCUGCUGCCGCUGGAGGAGCACUACCGCUUCGGGGCCUUCCACUCGCCGGCCCUGGAGGAUGCAGACUUCGACGGCAAGCCCAUGGUGCUGGUGGCUGGCCAGUACAGCACGGGCAAGACCAGCUUCAUCCAGUACCUGCUGGAGCAGGAAGUGCCUGGCUCCCGCGUGGGGCCUGAGCCCACCACCGACUGCUUUGUGGCCGUCAUGCAUGGGGACACUGAGGGCACCGUGCCCGGCAAUGCCCUCGUCGUGGACCCAGACAAGCCCUUCCGCAAACUCAACCCCUUCGGAAACACCUUCCUCAACAGGUGGUGGGGGUCUGACUUCUGCCCCUUGCGCCCCUGUCUCUCCACUCCCACUCCAGGCUACGACUUCCCGGCCGUGCUGCGCUGGUUCGCGGAGCGCGUGGACCUCAUCAUCCUGCUCUUCGACGCGCACAAGUUGGAGAUCUCGGACGAGUUCUCGGAGGCCAUCGGCGCGCUGCGGGGCCAUGAGGACAAGAUCCGCGUAGUGCUCAACAAGGCCGACAUGGUGGAGACGCAGCAGCUGAUGCGCGUCUACGGCGCGCUCAUGUGGGCGCUGGGCAAGGUGGUGGGCACGCCUGAGGUGUUGCGUGUCUACAUCGGCUCCUUCUGGUCCCAGCCUCUCCUGGUGCCCGACAAUCGGCGCCUCUUUGAGCUGGAGGAGCAGGACCUCUUUCGCGACAUCCAGGGCCUGCCCCGGCACGCCGCCUUGCGCAAGCUCAACGACCUGGUGAAGAGGGCCCGGCUGGUGCGGGUUCAUGCUUACAUCAUCAGCUACCUGAAGAAGGAGAUGCCCUCUGUGUUUGGGAAGGAGAACAAGAAGAAGCAGCUGAUCCUCAAACUGCCCGUUAUCUUUGCGAAGAUUCAGCUGGAACAUCACAUCUCCCCUGGGGACUUUCCUGAUUGCCAGAAAAUGCAGGAGCUGCUGAUGGCGCACGACUUCACCAAGUUUCACUCGCUGAAGCCGAAGCUGCUGGAGGCACUGGAUGAGAUGCUGACGCACGACAUUGCCAAGCUCAUGCCCCUGCUGCGGCAGGAGGAGCUGGAGAAUACCGAGGUGGGCGUGCAGGGGGGCGCUUUUGAGGGCACCCACAUGGGCCCGUUCGUGGAGCGGGGACCUGACGAGGCCAUGGAGGACGGCGAGGAGGGUUCGGACGACGAGGCUGAGUGGGUGGUGACCAAGGACAAGUCCAAAUACGACGAGAUCUUCUACAACCUGGCACCUGCCGAUGGCAAGCUGAGCGGCUCCAAGGCCAAGACCUGGAUGGUGGGGACCAAACUCCCCAACUCGGUUCUGGGGCGCAUCUGGAAGCUGAGCGAUGUGGACCGCGACGGCAUGCUGGAUGACGAGGAGUUCGCGCUGGCCAGUCACCUCAUCGAGGCCAAGCUGGAGGGUCACGGGCUGCCCGCCAACCUGCCCCGUCGCCUGGUGCCACCCUCCAAGCGACGCCACAAGGGCUCCGCCGAGUGAGCCGGCCCCCCUCCCAUGGCCCUGCUGUGGCUCCCCAGCUCCAGUCGGCUGCACGCACACCCCUGCCCCAGCUCACACAUGCCCUGUCUGCCCUCCCUGCCCAGCUGUAAGGACCGGGGGUCUCCCUCCCCACUACCACCAGACACCCCGGUGGAAGGGUUUAGAGGGGACCAUGGGAGGGACAAGGCUUCUCUGUCCGCCCUUCACACUUCCAGCCUCACGUUCACUUAGGCACAUCACACAGACACUGGCACGCGCAGGCAUCCAUCCAUCCAUCCAUCCAUCUAUCCUUCAUUCAAAUAUUUAUUGAGCACCUACUAUGUGCCCAGCCCUGUUCUAGGCACCGGGCAUUACCACAGAGAACAAAAUAGACAAAUACAUCUGCCCUCAUGGAAG
Mandrillus leucophaeus (drill) is the source of this 2231-nucleotide messenger RNA. It is a transcript of the gene EHD2, whose product is annotated as EH-domain containing 2. The transcript is spliced from 5 exons. The coding region runs from base 246 to 1835 and encodes 529 amino acids. NCBI's taxonomy places the organism in Eukaryota, Metazoa, Chordata, Mammalia, Primates, Cercopithecidae. The record is from RefSeq and is a predicted model, not a curated record. Gene Ontology annotation, biological process: endocytosis; endosomal transport. Gene Ontology annotation, cellular component: plasma membrane; cytoplasm. Gene Ontology annotation, molecular function: calcium ion binding; GTP binding; protein binding.